AUGCCUCGCGACGAGGAUGACGAAGACGCGCUAUUAGGCCAGCUGAAUGGCCUGAGUGUGCUCGGUAUUGGUCGACGAGCUCCACCUGUUGAUCAGCCGCCGCCUGUUACUUCUGAAAUGGGCGGUUCAUCGCCCGUACUUCCUGAACGAGUGGUUUACCCGUUUGAGCCUCCCUGUUCCCCCACCGCUUUCCAAGAGCAUCCGACCGUUAUCCUUGUACCAGGUGGCGGUGAAGGCUCUUCCAAUCCAUCUGUCUGCACACCACGAACCUCCCCCGAUGAACCUGCCAAGAGGAAGCGGACGACAUACACCCAGCAGCGCUUGUGGGGCGCUCCACCACCUCGGAAACCGGAUGUUCCACGAAGCGCUCCACCACCACCAUCCUCCCCAGCCGUGAAAACUUCGGACGCGGAUGCAGAGUUUGCAUUGAUGAAGCACCGGUUCGACACCGACUGGUCGAAGCGGUUCUCGUGGCUGCGGCUUCACCGCAUGAAAAACGGUAGGCCGUCUGUCAAAUGCUCGGUCUGUGUGCUAUUUGGGGAUCCCAACGCUAACACGAGCUACGGAAGCCGAGGUGAGGGUGGUAGAGAUUUGCAGCUUGGGAGCAUGCGUGCACACAUCGUCAGCACGGCUCACAAGGCGGCGCUGAAGGCAGAAAGCGAGGCUGAAGCUGCUAAGGCGCGGCAGGUGACUCUCUCUCGGUGGCAGGCAACGGAUUCUUCGACACGGCAUCUCAUACGAUGUCUCCACAUCGCCCAUUUCGUCUGCAAGAAAGAUGCACCGAUGGCGCUUUUCGUUCCACUCUGCUGGUUCCUCGCCAAGGAGGGCCUUCCCGAUCUCCCUCCAAACGGAGGGUACGGAUCGUACUACACAGAGUGA
This is a messenger RNA of Closterium sp. Yama58-4, 879 nucleotides long. The record is from the annotation of a GenBank genome assembly. NCBI's taxonomy places the organism in Eukaryota, Viridiplantae, Streptophyta, Zygnematophyceae, Desmidiales, Closteriaceae.